Messenger RNA from Caenorhabditis remanei, 744 nucleotides. RefSeq lists its product as uncharacterized. The record is from RefSeq and is a predicted model, not a curated record. Gene Ontology annotation, molecular function: protein dimerization activity. The transcript is spliced from 2 exons. NCBI's taxonomy places the organism in Eukaryota, Metazoa, Nematoda, Chromadorea, Rhabditida, Rhabditidae. The coding region runs from base 1 to 744 and encodes 247 amino acids.
AUGUCAUCUCAACUGGCUUUGUUCUUCCCUAAACUGCACCUCCAGAGUCAGAAAUUGAGAAAGAAGAGAGCGGAGGAGAAGAGAAUGAAUGCAUUCAACACGGCAAUCGGAGAUAUCAGAGAAGAGUUGAUUCAGAAGAAAUACGGAAACGAACAAGAUCUCAAAUCACACCCUUCCAUCCUAAUACUCGUGGCCGAGAUCAUCAAUAAAGUGGAUCUGAAAUCCAAGUAUCCAGUGGAAGCACGUCGGAAGUGUGAAGGAGGAAAGAUGAAGAGAGAAGUAGAAAAAGAAGUAAAAGCAAGGAGAGAACAGAUGAGAAGGGACAAGAUGACGGAUGCACUAGAACAUAUCAGGGAGUUUAUCAUUCGGAACAGUCUGGGAAAUGGGAAGUUGGAACAAGUCACUGUUCUCCAAAUCAUUCUCGACUACUUGCGUACUCUUCCAAUCAAUGUACCAGAUACACCGAUCGCAUCUCCAUCCGGUUCUCCAUUUUCAUCAUUCUCUAUUUCUAGUAUUCUCUCCCGCACUACCCUAUCACCAGGACUGCCUACAUUAACACCUUCUCCACCACUCACCCAACCAGCAGGACUUUCAAUGGGAACUCUUCGCCAAUUGCUCAACUUCCCAUCACCAUUCCCAAUGACACCUAUGGACCGCACCGCUUUUCAACUGCAGUUUCAAUUCCAGUAUCUACAGAAUCAGAUGAUGCUCCAGAACCUUCUUAAUCCAAAUGAGGCUACCUAG